Molecule: messenger RNA, 717 nt
Organism: Paramecium primaurelia
Lineage: Eukaryota; Ciliophora; Oligohymenophorea; Peniculida; Parameciidae
Source: the annotation of a GenBank genome assembly
AUGUUUACUACUGUAUUAAUUAUAUGCAGUAAGAUAAAAACCUUAUAUACUUAAAAUUUAAAUGAAUUAGAUGUAUCAACAGGAUAAAUAUGUUCCAUUGAAAUAUUUUUCGCUUCAAUUAAAUAUAUAAAUGAAUAAUAAGGAAAUAAAUCUACCUCUGUUCUAAUCGAAAUGAUUUUAAUUUUACUCUGUUUGAAACAAAGUUAUCUUUUUGUUAUUGAUUUAUUAAGAGUCUAUUAUAAAAAAUACAAAAUUUUGCUAUUAAGUGAUGCAUUGAAAAUAAUAAAUUGCAAUUUGAGCCUAACUAUUUAUGUAAAUAGAAAAUUAAAUUAAAUGAAGGACAAUAAUAUAUAUUUCUAUAACGAGAAUAAAAAUUAAAAAAAAUUUAAGAAAAUUAAGAAUUCAUUUAUUAUAAAUAUCAAAAUUUUAAUUAGAAUAAUAAAAUAACUUUAAUUUAUUAAAUUUUUAAUCAACAUCUAGGCCAGCACUGGCUGGUCUUAAGUAAAAUGCAUAUAAGAUUAUUAGAUUAGAUACAUACAGAAACCAAUAUUUAUGAAUUAUCUAAUUUAAAGGUUAUUAUUACUUUUAUAAUAUAUUAUUUAUAUACACUAAUAAUAUAACUAUUCUAUUAUUCUAUUGUUGAAGUUCUAAUUAUCGCCUCACCUUUAGGUAGUUAUCUAUUCAUAAUAAUAUCUUAACAAUCUGUAUGACUUUUGA